Molecule: messenger RNA, 3353 nt
Organism: Lotus japonicus
Lineage: Eukaryota; Viridiplantae; Streptophyta; Magnoliopsida; Fabales; Fabaceae
Product: U-box domain-containing protein 33-like
Exons: 9
Coding region: 475-3102 (875 amino acids)
Biological process (GO): protein phosphorylation; protein ubiquitination
Molecular function (GO): protein kinase activity; ATP binding; ubiquitin-protein transferase activity
Source: RefSeq, a predicted model, not a curated record
GGGCUCCUUCUGUUUGGACACUGCAAUGAUAUCGUAUUAGAAGUUAAGACAAGGUUGCUCUUUACAGAGGAAACGAUGUAUUGACUUCAACAAAAACUCCCAACCACACGGUUCUCCCUUUUAGCUCUCUCAUGCCUUCUGUAAUCACUCUGAAAGUUCAAAGCUUUGAUGUUAACUGUUAAUGGAGCCAUCACCCUCUAUGUGUUUGUGAAAUUGCCUGAACAAAAAAGCUAAGGUUAACUUUUUUUUUUUCCUUUUCCAAUUUUGCUCUUGGGGGGUAAUUUUCAAUUUUCUUGAGAUCCCACACAGAAAGUUUCAAUCUUUGGUGGGUUUUCUGAGUUCCUGAGAGAGGAUUUUUGAUGGGUUUGUGAGAUUUUGAUGAUUAAGUUUCUGGGUUGAUAGCAAAAUCUGUGAUUGUGUGUGUAAAGAGAGUUUUUUUUUAUUGAAUGGUUCAGUAAUUCGGAAUCUCUUAGCAUGGCUGUGGUGUGUCCUGUGCCUGCAACAACACAAAGGAGUGGUUCUGUGAGUUCUGUUGGUGAAAUUGUGGGGGAAAUUGCAGAGGAGCCUAAUCCAACUAUGGUUGAUGAACCAAUCUAUGUUGCUGUGUCAAAGGAUAUAAAAGAGAGCAAAUUGAAUCUGAUAUGGGCCAUUCAGAACUCUGGAGGGAAGAGGAUUUGCAUCCUCUUUGUUCAUGUGCCUGCAACAAUGAUACCCUUGAUGGGUGCCAAAUUUCCUGCAAGUUCACUGAAAGAUCAGGAAGUCCGAGCAUACCGGGAAAUUGAAAGGCAAAACAUGCACAAGACUCUGGAUGAGUAUCUUCGUAUCUGUCAACGGAUGGGGGUGCGAGCAGAAAAACUGCAUAUUGAAAUGGACAGCAUUGAAAGAGGAAUUCUAGAACUUGUCUCCCAGUAUGGUAUCCGAAAGCUUGUUAUGGGAGCAGCAUGUGAUAAGCACUAUUCUAGGAGAAUGGUGGACCUCAGAUCUAAGAAAGCCAUCUAUGUAUGUGAACGAGCUCCAGCUUCUUGUCAUGUACAGUUUAUCUGCAAAGGGCACCUUAUACACACAAGGGAUCGCAGUUUGGAUCAACGCAAUGCCGAGGCUGCAUCUCUUUUGGUGCAGCAAGUACCAAACUUGGUGAGAUCUUUGAGAUCUCAAUCACUGGGGCAAAAUCUUCAGGCGAGUUCACAUAAUGCUGCUCAAGAGUUAUAUCGCAGAGCAAGAUCUACCAAUGAUAUCGCAGUUUCUUCUCCCGACGACACUGAAGGUUUUUCAACCCCACGUAAUAGGGUGGGUACAGAAGUAAGUUCUGAUGAAUCAGAACGACCAUCAAGGAGGAGUCCUUCAGGAUUUUCAACAUGCUCUGACGGUGCAAUUGAAGCAGCAUUGACCCCGAAUUUGAUUAAUGAGAUCAGUGAGAAUGUAAUAGAUUUGACUUUGAGUCACCUGAUUAAAGAGGAUCUUCGUCAUUCAUCUCCUCCCAGUGUACUGCAGGAUGGUGGAAUGAAUGAUACUCUCUAUGACCAACUUGAACAGUCUAUGGCUGAGGCUGAGAAUGCUACGCGACAUGCAUACCAAGAAACUUUUAGGCGUGGGAGAGCCGAAAAAGAUGCCAUUGAAGCUAUACGCAGGGCUAAAGCUGCUGAAAGCUUAUAUGCAGAGGAGUUGAAUCUGAGGAAAAUGGCUGAGGAAGAACUAGAAACAGAAAAAGAAGAACUUGAGAAUUUGAAGAGCCAGGCAGACAAGGUUAAGGAAGAACUCCGGCUUGCCCAGGAUCAGAAGUCAUCACUAGAGAGUCAACUUGCAUCAUCUGAACUUAUGGUAAAGGAGUUGGAGCAGAAGAUUAUAUCUGCUGUGGAUCUUUUACAAAACUACAAGAACGAACGAGAAGAAUUGGAGGUGCAGCGUGAUAGUUUAUUGAGAGAGGCAGAAGAGUUGAGGAAAAAACAAGGAGAGGCCUCAAGCUCCCACGUGUCUCAAUUGUUUUCAGAAUUCUCAUUUUCAGAGAUCGAAGAAGCAGCAGGUAACUUCAAUCCAUCCCUAAAGAUUGGAGAAGGUGGAUAUGGAAGUAUAUUUAAAGGUGUCCUUCGUCACACUGAGGUAGCUAUAAAAAUGUUGCACCCCAACAGCAUGCAAGGACCCUUGGAGUUUCAACAGGAGGUUGAUGUCUUGAGCAAGCUAAGACAUCCCAAUCUUAUCACACUUAUAGGAGCCUGCCCAGAAUCCUGGGGCCUUGUCUAUGAGUAUUUACCGAAUGGUAGCCUUGAAGACCGUCUUGUUUGCAAGGAUAAUACACCUCCGUUAUCAUGGCAAACUCGGAUUCGCAUUGCUGCUGAACUGUGCUCUGCCCUCAUCUUUCUCCAUUCCUGUAAACCUCACAGCAUAGUGCAUGGUGACCUAAAACCCUCAAAUAUUCUCCUAGAUGCAAACCUUGUUAGCAAGCUUAGUGACUUCGGAAUCUGUCGCAUAUUAUCUAAUCGCAGUUCUAGUGAUAAUGCUACACAGUUAUGGAGAACUGACCCAAAGGGAACUUUUGUAUACAUGGAUCCUGAAUUCCUUGCUUCCGGGGAGCUUACUCCAAAGUCGGAUGUUUAUUCAUUUGGAAUCAUACUGAUGAGGUUGUUGACUGGGAGACAAGCCUUGGGAAUAUCAAAGGAGGUGAAAUAUGCAGUAGAUACUGGAAAGUUGAAAUCCUUACUGGAUCCUUUGGCUGGAGACUGGCCCUUUGUGCAGGCCGAACAGCUGGCUCACUUGGCCUUGCGGUGUUGUGAGAUGAGCAGAAAGAGCCGUCCGGACCUGUGCUCGGAUGUUUGGAGGAUACUGGAUGCAAUGAGGGCUUCUUCUGGAGGCACAAAUUCCUUUGGACUAAGUUCUGAAGGGCUCCACCAACCUCCUUCUUAUUUUAUUUGUCCAAUCUUCCAGGAAGUCAUGCGAGAUCCACAUGUAGCUGCAGAUGGUUUCACUUAUGAAGCUGAGGCUAUACGAGGAUGGCUUGACAGUGGUCAUGACACUUCACCAAUGACAAAUAGUAAGCUUGCACAUCAGAAUCUUGUUCCCAACCGCGCCCUUCGCUCUGCAAUCCAGGACUGGCUUCAAAGUCAAUGAUCAAGCUUAUUGUUUUAUCAAUUUUUAUUGUAGUAUAUAUAUAUCUACCUGUUUAUAACAUGUCUAGGAAAGAAAGCUGUCUUUACAUUUUUUUAAACCUUCUAUCAGUUUUGUUUCUUGCAGUCGUAUGGAAUCAAAUUGUAUACCUAUCUCUUAUAUAGGUUAGAUUACCAAAUGGUGAAUCUUUAGUCAUUGUAAAAAAAACAUAAUAAUAUUAAAAGCAUGUAUACGUCAAAACAGUUUUCGUGUAA